AGUUUUGUGCUAGGCAGCAGUUGACACCAGCACUAACAUAUAAUUGAAUUGACGAAAUUAUAGUCCCAAGAGCAUUCUAUAUAAAUAUCGUCCAGAUACACUUUCGACACUUGACUGUAACGUUAAUAUUUAUAAUAAUAAUUAUACCCAGAACAGAUCAGAUAAAGCGUUUCAAUUUACGAAUAUGUAAAUUUCCGACAGUGAUUAGUGAUUUGUUCGUGAGUAUAUAACAUAAAGUAGUGUUCAAAUUACCAGUUGCGCGUAUGACGUCUGGAUGCAGUUCGCGUUUAAAAAAUGCCGCCGGUCGAACAUUCUGAAUUUCAUUACGAACACACCUUGGAUACCAACGGCUUCUGUUGCACCUUAAAUCAAUCAAAUAGUGAGCUCCAAGCCAAGGAAUUGGACGAGUUCUUGUUCUUCGGCAAAAGCGAUUCAGUGCAAAACUUAGGAGAUUGCGGUGGUAACAACUUAAUAGAAAGUUCAGAAAGUGAAAGUUUGUGCAAUGAACCACCUCAAGCCAGCACGGUAUUAAAUCUAGAUUUAAACGAUUUAGAGUACGAAUUUACAAUGCUAACAGAAAAAAACUCGCAACAGGUCAUUCUCUCGGAGGAUCUAUCGAAACCAGAAGAGACAUUCUCAGUUUUAGGGGUUGAUUUAGACCUUCUGUACUUCGAUAAUGACACCUUAGAUAAAGAAGACGCCGACAAUGUGUUGGACAUUAACAUUACUGACGGGGAUACAGGUAGUAAAAAAUUUAGUCAACGAAUUGAGGAUUUCUUUUACGAAACCUUCGACUUCAACUUCUUCAACGAAAUGUCGGAAAAUGUGGAAAUCAAUAUUGGUACACCGGCACCUGCAGACCCGGUCCAGAUAAUAAACAUGUUUCCUUACAUAACCGAGGAAAAAAAUAGAAGACGAAGAGCGCUGCUCUACGAAAGUUCUUACAAUCCAAAAGAUAACAAGCACAGAGGUGGUGAUAAAGUCCGUUUUAGCAGCAAAAAACCUGACGCUCUACUGAAUCACGACUACACGCAAAAGAAGGCGGACGACGAUAAGUAUUUCCCGUGCCCGAUACAAACUUGCGACAAAAUCUACGCUAAAUCUUCCCACCUGAAGGCUCACCUGCGAAGGCACUCCGGCGAAAAACCGUUUGCUUGCAAUUGGCAAAAUUGCAAUUGGAGAUUUUCGAGGUCGGACGAACUGGCCAGGCAUACUCGAUCGCACUCGGGCGUUAAGCCCUACAAGUGCGAACUUUGCGAAAAGGCGUUUGCUCGUUCGGAUCAUUUGGCUAAACACAGAAAGGUGCACAAGAAAAAAAUGGCCCAGUACGGAAGCUACAGUAUUAGAAGACGUGUACAAGGAGUUUAAGGCCCAGUAUUUAUAAACAUUUUGCUAAAUUACAGCAGUGCCGUCAUCAUACUUAUCAUAUUAUUGCAUUUAGUGUAUUUAUUUCGUUUCACAUUAAUUAUUUAGCUCGUCAAAAUGUAUUAGAUUAAAUAAAGUGCGUUAC
Photinus pyralis (common eastern firefly) is the source of this 1510-nucleotide messenger RNA. RefSeq names its product transcriptional regulator CRZ1-like. Gene Ontology annotation, biological process: regulation of transcription by RNA polymerase II. The transcript has a single exon. Gene Ontology annotation, molecular function: DNA-binding transcription factor activity, RNA polymerase II-specific; RNA polymerase II cis-regulatory region sequence-specific DNA binding. NCBI's taxonomy places the organism in Eukaryota, Metazoa, Arthropoda, Insecta, Coleoptera, Lampyridae. The record is from RefSeq and is a predicted model, not a curated record. Bases 295 to 1368 code for a protein of 357 amino acids.